This is a messenger RNA of Pocillopora damicornis (cauliflower coral), 488 nucleotides long. RefSeq lists its product as uncharacterized. The record is from RefSeq and is a predicted model, not a curated record. Lineage: Eukaryota; Metazoa; Cnidaria; Anthozoa; Scleractinia; Pocilloporidae.
CACAAGGAUCACUACAAGAACAGAAUAGUUUUGAAAUGGAGUGACUUUGGGGCGUCAGAGGCGAGAGUUGCUCUUUAUACCGGAGGGCAGCUAGUCAAGGAAUUGAACUUCAAUGCACAGAGAACAAACAACUUGAACUGGUUCUCGGCCAGAAAACUAAUUGACAGCUCCUGGAGAGACAUGAAAUCCGAGUCAAAGAACGUCUUUUCUAUUUCCGGCCUGUCGCGUGACAAUCGUAACUUCUUCAUCAACAGGAAUUAUGGCGGUUGUUCCAAAGAUGCCGGAUGGAUGGGUAUCACUUCCAACUACUGCAAAUGGGAGACACGUUUCCUUCCUCGCAAAAACGUCAUCCUGUACAGCAAAUUGUCAGGAUACACCAACUGGAACCAAUACAACAGCGUUGGAGUUGCUGACGUUUUGGUGGUUUACUUGCUUUAAGGUAUUCAGUUUGAUUUUACGUGACUGUGCAUUUCAGACAAAAAAAUGCA